CGUCAAUCUUUAUCUCUGUCUUCUGCGCUUUCCUCUCUUCCAGAGAAAUUAGCAAUGGAAAACCUCACUCUCACUGGCUUGUUGAAGAAAGCCGCCGAACAAUUCCCUUCCCAUCGAGCUCUGUCCGCUUCCGGCAAGUUCGAUUUAACACACGCUCAAUUGCAAGAAUUGAUCGAUCAAGCCGCCUCUCGCCUUAUCGCUGUCGGUGUUAAACCCGGUGAUGUCGUCGCUCUUACCUUCUCUAACACUGUCGAGUUUGUGAUUAUGUUCUUGGCUGUAAUCAGAGCCCGAGCCACUGCCGCCCCUCUCAACGCCGCCUACACUCAGGACGAAUUUGAGUUCUACCUAUCGGAUUCCGAAUCCAAGAUCCUCUUAACAUCAGAACAAGGAAAUCAAGCCGCUCAAGCCGCCGCUUCGAAACUCGAAAUUCCUCACGCAACCGUCUCGCUAUCUCACGCCGGUGGCGAAAUCAAACUAUCCUCUUCGUCUCUUCCAGAUGCGAACACCGUCUCAGAUCUGAAAUCUGUUUCCGGAAUUGUGAACGACCCAUCGGACGUGUCGCUCUUCCUCCACACCUCUGGCACAACGAGCAGGCCUAAAGGUGUACCGCUGACUCAGCUGAAUCUCGCCUCGUCAGUACAAAAUAUCAAAACUGUCUACAAACUGACGGAGACGGACUCAACCGUUAUUGUACUCCCGCUCUUUCACGUGCACGGUUUGCUCGCCGGGUUACUGAGUUCACUUGCAGCCGGGGCUGCGGUGACACUCCCCGCGGCGGGACGAUUCUCCGCGUCAACUUUCUGGUCAGAUAUGGUCACAUACAACGCUACAUGGUACACGGCGGUCCCUACGAUUCACCAGAUCAUAUUGGAUAGGCAUCUGAGCAAACCUGAGCCAGUAUACCCGAAGCUGCGAUUCAUAAGGAGCUGUAGCGCGUCGCUUGCGCCGUCUAUAUUGACUAAUUUGGAGGAGUCGUUCGGGGCGCCGGUGUUGGAAGCCUACGCUAUGACUGAAGCGUCACAUCAAAUGUCGACGAAUCCGUUGCCAGAAAACGGUUCCCACAAGGCCGGGUCAGUUGGGAAGCCGAUGGGACUGGAAAUGGCGAUUCUAGAUGAGAAUGGUGUGCCACAACCGGCGGAGGUUAACGGGGAGGUAUGCAUUAGAGGCCCCAAUGUAACCAAGGGUUACAAGAACAACCCCGAAGCCAAUAAGGCGGCGUUCAGCUUCGGUUGGUUCCAUACAGGGGAUAUCGGUUUUAUGGAUUCUGAAGGUUACUUGCAUCUUGUAGGCCGCAUUAAGGAGCUUAUUAACCGUGGAGGGGAGAAGAUAUCACCAAUUGAGGUGGAUGCAGUGCUUCUGUCGCAUCCAGAAGUCGCUCAGGCGGUUGCUUUUGGAGUUCCCGAUGAUAAAUAUGGUGAAGAGAUAAAUUGUGCCAUCAUCCCUAGAGAAGGUUCGAACAUGGACCAAGAAGAGAUGCUCAAGUAUUGCAAGAAAAAUCUCACAAGUUUCAAGGUCCCCAAGAAGGUUUUCAUAACUGACAACCUUCCUAAGACUGCGACUGGCAAGAUCCAACGACGUAUUGUGGCUGAACACUUCCUUGCUCAAAUCUCUGCUGCUAAAGUAUCCAAAUUUGGAGCAUAAACACAACAAUCUUCCAUAAAUUUUUG
Telopea speciosissima is the source of this 1667-nucleotide messenger RNA. Its product is annotated as probable CoA ligase CCL9. Gene Ontology annotation, molecular function: medium-chain fatty acid-CoA ligase activity. Lineage: Eukaryota; Viridiplantae; Streptophyta; Magnoliopsida; Proteales; Proteaceae. The coding region runs from base 55 to 1641 and encodes 528 amino acids. Gene Ontology annotation, biological process: fatty acid metabolic process. The record is from RefSeq and is a predicted model, not a curated record. The transcript has 4 exons.